Molecule: messenger RNA, 2808 nt
Organism: Pelobates fuscus (common spadefoot toad)
Lineage: Eukaryota; Metazoa; Chordata; Amphibia; Anura; Pelobatidae
Gene: USF1
Product: upstream transcription factor 1
Exons: 11
Coding region: 171-1106 (311 amino acids)
Biological process (GO): regulation of transcription by RNA polymerase II
Molecular function (GO): RNA polymerase II cis-regulatory region sequence-specific DNA binding; protein dimerization activity; DNA-binding transcription factor activity, RNA polymerase II-specific
Source: RefSeq, a predicted model, not a curated record
UAAAUCCUACUUUGCGCCGGAGUAAAGAUGGCGGAAGUGGGAUCGCAUUGCGCAUGCUCGAUUCUCCAUGGAUCGUUGGAUCGGGACUUAGAGCAGCGAGGCAGUGUUUGUUUUCCAGAACAUAGCAGGCAGCUCAGAAGAUCUCUUCUGAUGUUUGAAACUCAGGAGAAAUGAAGGGACAGCAGAAAGCGGCAGAAAUUGAAGAAGGAAAUAUCCGAGUACAGGAAGGUGCAGUAGCAACUGGAGAAGAUCCAACAAGCGUAGCAAUUGCCAGCAUCCAGUCCGCAGCCACAUUCUCUGAUCCUGGAGUAAAAUAUGUCUUCCGCACAGAGAAUGGUGGAGCACAGGUAAUGUAUCGUGUAAUACAAGUAGCAGAGGGUCAGCUUGAUGGGCAAACUGAGGGCACAGGUGCCAUCAGUGGAUUCCCUGCCACCCAGUCCAUGACCCAGGCUGUUAUUCAAGGUGCUUUCACCAGUGAGGAUGCGGGUGAAACGGAUGCAUCGGGUGCAGAAACUCACUAUACAUAUUUUCCUACUACUGUGGCGGACGCCAGCACGUCCGUGGGAGCUGGAGCUACGGCCACCACUGUGGUGACCACACAGAACAGUGAGGCUCUCCUGGGACAGGCUACAUCCACAGGUGCAGGUCAAUUUUUUGUGAUGAUGUCACCACAAGAGGUUCUCCAAGGCGGAUCACAAAGGUCUAUUGCUCCAAGAGCCAACCCCUACUCACCUAAGUCUGACGGCCCUCGCACUACAAGAGAUGAGAAAAGGCGUGCGCAGCACAAUGAAGUGGAACGUCGACGUCGGGACAAAAUUAAUAACUGGAUUGUGCAACUUUCAAAAAUUAUCCCUGAUUGCUCUAUGGAAAACACUAAAUCUGGACAGAGUAAGGGUGGCAUCCUAUCCAAAGCAUGUGAUUACAUACAAGAACUGCGCCAAAGCAACCACCGCCUCUCUGAGGAAUUACAGAAUCUGGACCAACUGCAGAUGGACAACGAGGUGCUGAGGCAACAGGUUGAAGAUCUGAAAAACAAGAACCUUAUUCUGCGUGCACAGCUACGUCAUCACGGAGUAGAGAUCAUAAUUAAGAAUGACAGCCGCUGAGCGGAGGAGCAGAUUCUGGGGCAGGGGGAGGCCUACUUUACUCAGCUCUUACAGCAAAGGACCAAGCUAUAUUCCUGGCUCUUCUGUGACUUUAUCCGAUUUGUGCUCCCCUCCUGUUCCCCAUUCCUUAGCUGACUUCUUUUGUUUUUGGAUACCCAGAUGAACUCCGAUAGUGAUCUGUGUUUCUAAAACAAUGUAAAUAUUCUCGUCAGCAAUAAGUCAAGAAAAGGGUGUCUCUUUCCCUGAGCUGAGGACAACUUCUCUAGCCUGGAUUCUGGGAGGUGAUAUUUGGUCCUUUUUACAAGGAUUUGUAGAAAAUGUAUAUUUCUCCAUUUUUUUUUACGUGUUGAUGUGACUGCUCCUCCUUCUGUUGGAAUGAAUGCCUAUUUUAGUUUGUUUUAGGUUUAAAUGUCAUGUACAGUAACUGCAUAAUUUUCUCUCUAUUUACUACCUAAAGCCUGGGCAGGCCUAAAGGCUGGCAUUGGUCAGCAGUGAUAACCGUUCCUAUUAUGCUACCUUUUUUUAUUUUUUUUUGAGCAAAUGUCCCACUGUGAUAAAAAUGCUGCGACCAUUACAAUUAUUGGGCUGUUUUUUGGGUCUUCCAAGUUAGCAAAGACUGUUGUUCAUAAUAGUUUCAUGGGUACAUAUUUUACAUUUUUAUUUUUGCUUGUGUGUUUUAUUAUCAAGGGUAAGUGCUUCUGCAUUAUGGCAUCCAAAUAUCAGUAUAACCCCUUUUGAUAUUACGUUUCACAUCUGGAAAAUGUGGUCUACCUUUAAGUAUGAAGUUGGAUUCAUUGUGCACUGUUUUGGAUGGUUUCUUGGCUCGAGUGUAAAUUGUCCACUCUAAAAGAAUUGCUUUAAAAGCAGUCUUUAGUGCAAUGGUUUCAUUAUAUAAUUCAAUAUAUAAGGCACUUGUAUAUAUUGCACUUAAUUGAACUUAAGUUACGUUUUGGGUGAAUCUGAAAUCAGGGUGGCCAUCUGCUUUCUCUCUGCUGUCUCCAUUUACAAUGGCAACAAAAACAAAAUCGGGUUUUCUUUGUUCGUUUAAAUGAUGUGAAAAAACAAGUCAUUUUUGGUUUGUUUUAUUUGUGUGCUCCCUUAUUAAUUGUGGAACCCUUACUGAUUUAGUCUAGCAAAUUAUUUUCUUAUUCACUAAAUUCCUAACUGUAAUGAAUUAAAAUCAGAAUGGCAAGAUGACUGGGAAUUCAAAGUUAAAGGUCCCCCCAAAAAACUUUAACAUUUUAACUUUGUGUAUAUGCCUCUGCAGUCUCACUGCUAAGUUCUCUGUAAUUUAGUAAUUUAAUCACUUUAUUUAUGGGGCCCUAGGCACACCUCCCUGCAUGGGACUUUCAGAGCCUUCAUAAACAAUUCCUGUAAAAAGUAAUCUAAUGUUUAAACUUCCUUUAUUGCAAAUUCUGUUUAAUUUUCGUAUCUCCUACUCUGUUAAUAGCUUUCUUGACUCUGCAGGAGCCUCCUGAAUGUAAUUAGAAUUCAAUUUACAGAGCAGGAGACAACUUUGAACCCCUUAAGGACCAAACUUCUGGAAUAAAAGGGAAUCAUGACAUGUCACACAUGUCAUGAUUCCCUUUUAUUCCAGAAGUUUGGUCCUUAAUGAGUUAAAGUAAGUUACAUCUGAUUUGAAAAUUAAACCAUUUUGUUUUCAUGCAGGCUGUCAAUUCAGGCGAGGUGUGGCUAGGGCUAA